AUGUACAGAAAUUUGUGUGCAAAAAAAAAGAUAUUCACGAUCUUCACUCUUUUUUGCUUUACUAGUUACCAAGUGCAUUUAAGCUACUAUAAACCUAAUGCGAGUAGCAUUCUUGAGAACAACCGCUUUCCAAAAGGAAUAUUUCCACGGUUAAGUUCAAGAAAAUAUGCUGAUGGCUGCUAUAAUGUGUACUUAGACGUCGGUUCAAACAUAGGGGUGCAAGUCCGGAAGCUUUUUGAACCUGAGAAAUAUUCAGGGGCUUUAAUACUACCGAUUUUCGAUAUACACUUUGGAAAGGAAAACAGGGCACAAACGACAUGUGCGUUUGGCUUUGAACCGAACAGCAUGCAUACUCAUUACCUACAGGAAGUUGAAUCUUAUCUGCAUUCCAAGAAUUCGAGGUGUACUUUCUUCACUAACACCGCAGCUGCUUUAUUUGCAGGAAAUUCUGUUAUGCACCAUCAUAGUAUUGACUUCGAUGGGCUUGGAGGCUCUCUACUAAUUGAUAAGCUCGAAAGCGAGCAGCGCACCAGAGCGAAACUCAAGAAAGCAUACAUUUCUACAGAGGAGGUCAAAACAAUUGACCUUGGCCAGUUCAUAAAAGAGCACAUACAAUCACGUAAAAUACCUGAUAUGUAUGAUACAAUGAGAAGUCCUCCGUCUGUGGUAAUGAAAAUGGAUGUAGAAGGGUAUGAAUAUGAGCUCCUACCAUCCUUGAUCUUAUCAGGAGCUCUUUGUGGUAUUGAUUUCAUUGUUAUUGAGUGGCAUGACCAGCACCUUGAGAAUUCAAAGUUUGCUUCAAAAUAUCUUGAAAUUCGAAGGGCAGUAGAAGUGAUAAUUAAAAAUGAAAAAAGGAUGAAGUGCAAGACAGUCAUCAAAGAGCUAGACGACGAAUCGUACGCUAAGGACGGGGUUCCAAUGUCAAAACAGGUGUAG
Bathycoccus prasinos is the source of this 936-nucleotide messenger RNA. RefSeq lists its product with no specific name. The transcript has a single exon. Lineage: Eukaryota; Viridiplantae; Chlorophyta; Mamiellophyceae; Mamiellales; Bathycoccaceae. The record is from RefSeq and is a predicted model, not a curated record. The coding region runs from base 1 to 936 and encodes 311 amino acids.